AUGUCUCAUUCCUGGCUCCAGCGGAAGCGCAAAGGCGAGCUGAUCGAGCUUGCACAGCGCGCCAACUUGCCCGAUGCCGAUGCUCUCCUCAAAGAUGACCUCGUCGCCGCGCUCGAAGGCCAUCUCGAGGCGAACGAGACCGUCUACGGGAAGGACCCCGAGUUCAGUGACUUCUACGGAUACGUCCGUAGCGGAUCGCCCGUGAAGCGCGAACGCCCAUCCCCUUCCGAAGGUGCCGCGGUCACGAAGCCGCGCAGGCGCCAAACGCUGGCCAAGACUACGGAUUCUGAGGACUACACGCCCGAGAGGUCUGCCCUCGUUACGCGCACUCCGCGAACCGUGUCCCGAGUAGCUUCGCGCAUGUCCCAGGUCGACAUUCCCGCGUCGCCCGCUCAGCUCGCCGAAGUCGCCGACCAGUCGUUCCAGGCCGCAAAGACGAAAGCUACAGAGCUUUGGCAGAAGACGAAGGUUGACGAGCUGAAGGAAUUCGUGCGGGACAAUGCUAGCUCCGUCGGCGCGAUCCAGACCCUCAUCCUGCUGAUCGAGGCCGUCGGGCUCCAGCUGAAGACGCUCGACACGGUGCCCACUACCGAGUGGACGAAAUCCGUCCCUGUGCUGAACUCGUACAACACGGCUCUGCCGAAUAUGUGGAAGCUCCUGACAAGCGACUGGUGGGCGCCGGCUACCCUGUGGUCGUUGACCAGCUGGGUCCUCCCGCUCAUCUUCUCGUACUUCUUCAACCUGACCCUGCGCUCCAACACGCGUCACAAGUCCUCGAGCCGCCAGUACACGGUCGAUCCGCUUACAUUCAACAUCGUGAAGGCCAUCCUGGCGUACAGCGCCUACUGCGUUUCCACGACGGCCGACGCGGAAAUGGCCGGCAUUCCCGAUGCAACCUUCGCGCAGAAGCUUGGCUGGGGACCGUUCUCCGAAGGAACAGUCUCCGCCGUUCGCACCAAUGUGCCUGGCGGAUAUUACGGCCUCCAAAUUGGUGCCGUCGUUGGCGUGCUGAUCAGCUUGUACGAUGCUGCGUUGAAGAAGUAA
Trematosphaeria pertusa is the source of this 1044-nucleotide messenger RNA. RefSeq lists its product as uncharacterized. Lineage: Eukaryota; Fungi; Ascomycota; Dothideomycetes; Pleosporales; Trematosphaeriaceae. The record is from RefSeq and is a predicted model, not a curated record. Gene Ontology annotation, cellular component: membrane. The transcript has 3 exons. Bases 1 to 1044 code for a protein of 347 amino acids.